Messenger RNA from Anopheles stephensi (Asian malaria mosquito), 2301 nucleotides. Its product is annotated as lebercilin-like protein. Gene Ontology annotation, biological process: intraciliary transport. NCBI's taxonomy places the organism in Eukaryota, Metazoa, Arthropoda, Insecta, Diptera, Culicidae. Gene Ontology annotation, cellular component: axoneme. The record is from RefSeq and is a predicted model, not a curated record. The coding region runs from base 415 to 2160 and encodes 581 amino acids. The transcript has 6 exons.
UCAAGCUACGUUUCUGUGGUGAAAGACGUGCACGUUGUGCCGAAGUUUCCCUUGUGCGAAGCGGCACCUGUUCCUCUGUGGUAGUUUCCCUCCCCCUGUUUUUCCCUCCCACUCCGGAGGUUUUUGCCCGUGCCGCAACGAGUGUGUUUUUAUCGGGCUUUUCUUUGGAGCUUAGUGUGAAGUGUGUGAAAUUUUCGCGUGUAAUCACCAAGAAUGUCGACGGCACUGCGUUCCUCGUGAGUAUUUUCCGUAACGGUGUGCGUGCGUGUGUGUUUGUGGUAGGGAAAUAAGGUCCUUUGACCCAUCAUGUAACAGCGAAGGGAUAGUGCGAGGAAUUGCUGCUGUGCAUCGUGUUCCUCGCGCCCAUUUUCCUCUCUCAAUUUCCAAUAAAGUUCCAAGAAAAGUUGAUAUUCGAUGCAGAGUAUGGAAAGUCUAUAUUCGAACAGUUCCAAGUUUUCCGCGCUUCAUCGCCGCAAGGCGGCUGCUAGGCAACCGGCCAUCGUGAUUGCGUCCAACAGCGAUGUGCGGCACCGGGUAAUGUCGGCGCGAAUGUUGCGCCUGAAGCAGAUGCAGAACCAGCUGGAGGCGGCCAAUAUGGUCAUUGCGGAACUGACCAAGGAUAAUCGUCUGCUGAAAUCGGUACAGAAACGGCAGGAUUCGGCCCUCUCCAAGUACGUCAACUCGAACGCCGAGCUUCCAAAGCUGCUCAAUUCGCACGCGGAAGAGAUCCGAACCUGGCAGACCAAGUAUCGGAACCUCCAGAACCAAAACAGGGAGCUGAAUGGGAAGCUGAAGGCAAAGGAUGCACACAUACUUACGAUUACGGAUCAGAACAAGCACCUGGUGCAGCUCAACAAAGAUAAACAUUUGGAAGAACGCGAAAGACUGGCAGACAGGGUACGGUAUUUAGAGAACAGGCUGAUGGAGAAAGACAACGAUGCCAAAUUACUCGCUAGGAGACUGCAGCUGGAGACGAAAAACUUCAAGGCACAGCUACAGCAGGAAGUGUUGAAGCAGCGUGAGAUGGCACAGAAGCUCGAACGGGCACAUCAUGAGAUCAAUCGCUUGAACUCUGUUAUUGAGAUAUACGAGAAACGCACUCCUUCAACCUUACUGAAGAACAGCAGCUUUCUGAUGAAGACGACACCGAAACCAUCUUCGGCCCAGCAGCAGCAGCAGCAGCAGCAGCAGCAACAGCAACAAAUUGUUCGAUUUUCAAACGGCACCACACACAAGUCACCUUUUCCGAACUUUUCUGAACCUUCGCCUGUGACGAAUCUGGACAUGAGUCCGAAAAUCAAACCCGUCCACGAAGGCGAAGGCGAUAACAAAUCUCCCGUUCCGAGUCCAAGAACGCUCCAACCCCUAUCACCACAUCAUGAGGACACACCUCCCGUUCCACAGAAUUCAUCCAAACCCAGAAAGAAACACAGCUCAAGGAAGCAAAAGGCGGACAACCACUCGGAUGAGGCCAGCACCAAUGGAAAGCCGGAUGAGCACCAGUACGACGAGGGCAUGUGCACCGAGUUCAACCAGUACGCGCUGGAGCAGGAGGCCGAAUUUGAUAAGGCAAUCGCGUCGGAACUGUUCCGUUUGCAAACGGAAAUGGGUUCCGGUACAGCGAAGCUACCGAAAAGCCAAACCUCCAACCGUUACAGCGCGACUACGGAAACAUCGUACGAGGAUGAUUACGAAACGGACCGAUCGCCGGAAAAGACCGUUGAUCAUCUGAGUGAAAUAUUCAAGCAUAAGGCACACAUCAGCGAAAUCGAGGAACAGUUCCGCGAGGUUAGCUCCUCGGCCACCACGAAUGGUUAUUCAACUGCCAAGGACAGUGUGAAGCUGCGGAGCGUGAAGAAACGGAUCGUCACCUCGUCCGAGACGAACGAUUCGGACUCGAUCGAUAGUGCGAGCCGUUCGUCGGCGGUGAAAGAUUUGGAGGCGAUGAAGCAGGAAAUGCAUCAGAGCAUCAUGAAGAAGGAAGCACUGCUCGAUACGUUUUGUGACGAGUUUAAUGGGAAGGAGGUGGUUCGUGCACCGCCGCCACAGCUGAACCGACCCAAGCUGGACAACACGAAGCGUGCGCCGAUAGAUCCUAAAAAGAAGCAAAACUUGCUGGAAGUGCUGAAGGCAAUCGAUGGUGAUAGUUUCGAGAAAUGAGUGUCCUUUUCGUGCAGGCGGGGUGGGAUGCGGAAAUAAUGCUUGAACGAUUGAAAUUGAUGUAUCCUAUUUAUUGGCCGUAUCCGCCAGGGACAGUGACAAAGAUUUAUUUUAUAAUAAAAGCGUAUCUUUGAAUGGAAA